Messenger RNA from Culex quinquefasciatus (southern house mosquito), 601 nucleotides. Its product is annotated as serine protease snake-like. Gene Ontology annotation, biological process: proteolysis. Gene Ontology annotation, molecular function: serine-type endopeptidase activity. Lineage: Eukaryota; Metazoa; Arthropoda; Insecta; Diptera; Culicidae. The transcript is spliced from 4 exons. The record is from RefSeq and is a predicted model, not a curated record. Bases 1 to 519 code for a protein of 172 amino acids.
AUGACGAUGAUCAAUCUCGUGUUAGGGAUUUCAACACUGUUGUUGCUGUUGGCCGUAGCUCAGAACGAUGAACCGGUUAUGUUUCCCAACGAACGGACAACACUGGAUGAUUUUCACCUUCGGUACUUCAAACUAGUUAGGUAUCCCACAUCCAUUCCCACGGCCGGACAACCGACCCGUUUCCGGGAAUUUGCUCACAUGGCCGCACUGGGUUGGACGCUGCCGAACGGCACGAUUCUGUGGCAGUGUGGAGGGUCGCUGAUUUGGGAGAAUUUCGUGCUGACAGCGGCUCACUGCCUCAUUGAUAAAAGAAAUCAGCCACCCGAUGUGGUCCGGUUGGGUGACCUGGACCUGUUUAGCGCCGAAGAUGACACAUACGCACAGCAGUUGAGCAUCGUAAAGAUUCUCCGGCAACCCGAGCACACGUUCGGUGCCAGCUAUCACGAUGUAGCGUUGCUGAAGCUAGAACGGAACGUGACACCAGACGGUGAUACCGGCCUGUUUGUGGAGCGAUGGUGAGCUCAGAAGCGUACGCCAACCUUGCUGAAAGUUUCGUUGAAACCGAUCGCCAAUGAACAGUGCAGUGCAUUUUAUCCUCCGA